AUGACUGUCGACGGAGCACAAAGUCUUAUUAAUACUGCUGUUGGUACUGUUCCAGUACCUUUCCCAAGCCUUCCAACCAAUAUUAUGGAUUUAUUCAUGUUAACUGGUAAAGCCGCUAUUGUAACUGGUGGUGCAAGAGGUAUUGGUUUCACCAUUUGUGAAUCUUAUUUACAAGCUGGUUUAUCUAAAUUAGCCAUUAUGGAUUAUGCUCCACAUGAUGAAAACUUGAAGAAAUUACAAGUUAAUUUCCCAAACAGUGAAAUCAUCUUCCAACAAUGUGAUGUCAGAAAAGCUCAACAAGUUAAAGAAGUCAUUGAAUCAAUUGAACAACAAUUUCAAGUUAUAGAUAUUUUCGUUGCCAAUGCUGGUAUUCCAUGGACUUCAGGACCAAUUGUUGACGCCGAUAACGAUGCUGAAUGGCACAAUGUUUUCGAUGUUGAUGUUAACGGUGUUUACUACUGUUCUAAAAACAUUGGAAAGAUCUUCAAAAAACAAGGUAAAGGAUCAUUAAUCUUCACUGCUUCAAUGUCAGCACAUAUUGUUAAUGUCCCAAAUUAUCAAGCUCCUUAUAAUGCUGCUAAAGCGGCUAUUUUACAUUUAGCCAGAUCUUUAUCCGUAGAAUGGAUCGAUUUUGCCAGGGUUAACACCGUUUCUCCAGGAUAUACCGGAUUAACUGAAAUUUCUGAUUUCGUUCCUGCUGAUAUCAGAACCCACUGGUGUCAAUUGAUCCCUAAAGGUAGAGAAGCUGUACCAAGAGAAUUAGCUGGUGCUUAUUUAUAUUUAGCUUCCGAUGCCGCUAAUUACACCACCGGUGCUGAUAUUAAGUGUGAUGGUGCUUACACCGCUGUAUAG
This is a messenger RNA of Yamadazyma jaroonii, 852 nucleotides long. Lineage: Eukaryota; Fungi; Ascomycota; Pichiomycetes; Serinales; Debaryomycetaceae. The record is from the annotation of a GenBank genome assembly.